Molecule: messenger RNA, 1593 nt
Organism: Aspergillus uvarum CBS 121591
Lineage: Eukaryota; Fungi; Ascomycota; Eurotiomycetes; Eurotiales; Aspergillaceae
Product: fungal specific transcription factor domain-containing protein
Exons: 3
Biological process (GO): positive regulation of transcription from RNA polymerase II promoter by galactose; DNA-templated transcription
Cellular component (GO): nucleus
Molecular function (GO): DNA-binding transcription factor activity, RNA polymerase II-specific; RNA polymerase II cis-regulatory region sequence-specific DNA binding; zinc ion binding
Source: RefSeq, a predicted model, not a curated record
AAGACGCGGCAGACGGAGCGAUGCGCCCUGCUUCCCCCCGAGGUUGCACCUCCAGUCGCCAGUUUCGAAUGGGACGAACGAGAUAGUAGCCUACAAAAUGCCUCCGACGCGCCCUUCAAGCAUUCUGUUGGCGGUUAUUUUGGCAUCGCCUCGACUAGAGCUUUCCUGCGCACGACCGGGCAUCAAGAUGAAGCCUACCCCCCGAUGGCCAUAGCAUGCCCUUCCAGGACUACUUCGAACGCAUCCAUUGCCUUAUCCUCAAUCGGGCAAUAUGUGGACGCCUACUUCACCCACUGUCACCCGUUGCAUCCAUUCCUGCACGAGACAGCAUUCCGCGCCCAGAUGAUGGAUCUGUACCCACGACCAUCACAGCCACUGUGGGAAAUGCUCCUCUAUGCGGUGGCUGCGCUGGGCGCCUUUGCCGUCUCCUCCCCGACGGACGACACCAUCGACCGGGGAUUCUUCGAAGCCGCCAAGGCACGCUUCUCCACCGACAUGAUGGAGAUGGGCAACAAGACCCUUGUCCAGGCCCUGACCCUGAUGUCGCGAUAUCUGCGCAUGCGGAACAAGCUCAACGCCAGCUACAACUACCUGGGGCUGGCGAAUCGGACCGCGAUCGGGAUCGGGCUGUACAAAGAGUUCCCGGCGCCGGAGAGCAACCCGUUCUACCAGGAAGUCCGCCGACGCGUGUGGUGGAGCCUGUACACGCUGAACCUGGAAGAUGCGGUCGCAUUUUCCCGACCGCAGGAUUUCCCCCAAGCCGGGGUCGAAGUCAAUUUGCCCCUGAAUAUUCACGACCUAGACCUAACCCCAAGCACCCCGGCGAUCCACGCCGAAGCCAACCAAACCAUCCUGUACUCCGGCCUCAAAUUCGCGGCCGCCUUCUACUCCACCAUCAGCAAGGUCUACAGCAGCAUCACGACCGUCCCGUACCCGCGCGCCCGCGAGCUACUUCACUACGACGAUACCCUCAUCCACGGAUGGGAGGCCUCCCUCCCCGCAUUCUACCGCCGCGCCGCACCUCAGGACGCUCAAUACAGCCUCGCCCACGCCCUGCUCUUCUGGCGCCGCCUCAACUUCCAGAUCCUCAUGUACCGACCCUUCAUCGUGUGGCACUACACCACGCGACACAGCGUCAGCCCCCCGAAACUCCCCGCGGACCCCGACAGCGUCCAGGCGGCCAUCCAACGCUGCCGGCGCGCGGCGGACGACUCCAUCCGGGCGAUUGCCGAAUUCUGGUAUUUCCGAAACCAGCAGCGCACCGCGUGGGAGGCGUGGUAUGCCCUCCAAUUCCUGUUCCCCGCCGUCCUGAUCCCGGUGAUGUGCGUGCGGAACGAGUCGUCCGAGGCGGAGGGGGCGGCGGCAUGGCGCGAUCGGAUCCACCAGGCCCUCGAGGUGAUGGAUUCCGCGGCGGAGGUAUUGGAGUCUGCGACGCUGCAGGGGCGCAUCGUGAGGAGUCUUUGUAGUGGUGUGGUGGACUUGGAUAGGGGGUCGGACGUUGUUGGCCUGGGGCACGGGAAUCGGCCUCCUUCGGCGGAGCUGGAGUAUGGUGCGGCGGCGGCAGCCUUCUCGGCGACGCAGCAGAUGUUGUAA